GAAAAUAAUGGGAUUUUGAAAUGUCUUCAUUUCACUUCGAUCAAGUAUUAGAUUAUGUUCAGGUUAUAUUAUUGAUAACGUAGCAGAGGAGUUAUAAGUGUGAAAUAUAAAAAUAAGUGCAUUUAAUUAAAACAAGAACACUUGAAUAGUUAAUAUCAAACAAGUUAGAAUAAUCAAAGAAACCAAAAUGAUUCUAAGAUCAAUAAAUUUUUAUUUAUUAUUAUUAUUUUAUUUUGUGGCUCCCGAAGAUAAUUUUGUAUACGAAUACAACCCCAGUAAUUUUAAGUAUCAGAUCGAGGAAAUGGAUGGAAAUUUUAUCAUGUUUUAUGCUCCCUGGUGUCGCCACUGUACAGAGUUCCACCCGACCUGGUCCGAGUUGGCAGAGCUUGUGAACACAAAAGACUCUAAAUUCGCCAUAGCACAGAUUGAUUGCACAUUGCAUGCUAGGUUGUGUCAUGAUAAUGAUAUUACAGGAUAUCCAACAUUACUGUAUUUUCACAAGAACACAUUCACACCAGUGGAGUAUAAAGGGACCAGAGAUUUGCCGUCACUGACACUGUUUUUAAGUGAAGUAUUCACAAUGAAAACAGAGGGCAGAGAAGACAAACAAACUAGUGAAGUUAAAGUAUACAGCGGCAUGGCAUACCUCAACGACCAAAACAUUGAGAAGUCAUUGUCUAAGGGACAGCAUUUUGUUAUGUUCUACGCACCGUGGUGCAAAUCAUCACAGAAACUGGCGCCGAUAUGGGCCCAGCUGGCGGUGCAUUACGCGCACAAUGAUUACCUGCAGAUCGGCAAGGUGAACUGCAUGGACAGCGAUAUCACUUGCAAGAAUUUCGACAUCAAACAAUAUCCUUACCUCAUGUGGAUUGUUAAUGGAAGAGUUAUGGGUAUCGCUGAAGGUGAUAGUCUUGAGAACCUUAAAGCAUACGUAGACACGAUGCUCCUGACAGAGAACCAUGAUCCGGAUAAAUUUAUGAAGAAGAAGAAAGCGUUACCAGUCGCUCGGAUAUCAGAGGAAACAUUUGAAACAUUCUUAGAGAAGGAGCUUGUAUUCAUCAAUUUCUUUGCACCUUGGUGUGCGCAUUGUAUGCAAUUGAGUCCAUUGUGGAUGAAAUUGGGCGAGAAAUUUCAAAAUGAGACUCGCGUUUUGAUUGCCGAUGUUGAUUGCGUUCAAUCAAAACCUAUUUGCGAGAUGGAAAAGAUCAAUGGCUUGCCAACAUUAAUUCUUUACAAACAGAAGAAGAUUGUAAGCAUGGAACAUGGCGGGCAACCAUUAGAGAGCUUAAUUAGCCUAGUGACCGAACAUCUAGAAGAUACAGUCAAAAUACCCAGAAUAGAAGAAGAAGAUGAUGACAUUUUAAAAACCAAAGACGAAUUGUAGGAUAAUGUAUUAAAUAAAUUAUUGUUUAUUUAUA
Molecule: messenger RNA, 1418 nt
Organism: Manduca sexta (tobacco hornworm)
Lineage: Eukaryota; Metazoa; Arthropoda; Insecta; Lepidoptera; Sphingidae
Product: thioredoxin domain-containing protein 5 homolog
Exons: 8
Coding region: 188-1384 (398 amino acids)
Biological process (GO): protein folding
Cellular component (GO): endoplasmic reticulum
Molecular function (GO): protein disulfide isomerase activity
Source: RefSeq, a predicted model, not a curated record